UAAAUAUAAGGGUCAGCUUGUAACUCAUGAUGGUAUGCUAUAGGUUCUUGAAGGAAAAUCAAACAUUCAGAUAUGAGGGUCAGCUUGUAACUCAUGAUGGCCUGGUCUUCACCAUCAAACAAGAAGUUGACACAGACAUGUUUGAAUUCCUCUCAAGUGCAGAAGGACAAGACCUAUCGACUGAACAAGAAAUGGUCUAUGCCACCAUAAAGCAAGAAGACAAAGAAGAGAUAUUUGAACCUAUUACAACUCACAGUGAAGGAGGAGGAGAAACUGAGCAAUCAAUUCCUGAAGAGUUGGACAAUGGACAAGACAAUAUACACCCACAUAUAGCAUCAUGCAGUGGAGAGAAGUCCCAUCUGUGUUUACAUUGCAGUAGGACAUUUACAGAUGAGAACACUCUUAUACUACAUCAGAAAACACACCAGGGCGUGUAUGAGCUAAGAAGCCACCUUAGAACACAAACUGGAGUGAAAAUUUUCAACAGUGGAGAAAAGCCUUAUCGAUGUCCCAAUUUUGAUAAAGGAUUUCCUGAAAAGAGUAAUCUUACUCCUCACCUUAGAACACAUGCAGGAGAGAAACCAUUUAAGUGUUCUCAGUGUGAUACAGGUUUUGCUCAAAGAAGUACCCUUAUUCGACAUUUAAGAACACACAGUGUACAAAAGCCUUAUCAAUGUUCCCAUUGUGAUAAGACAUUUGCUCAUAAGAAUAUUCUAACUAGCCACCGUAGAAAACAUACAGGAGAGAAACCCUUCAAAUGUUCCAAGUGUGAUAAGGUUUUUACUUUCCAGAGUUAUCUUACUACCCAUUUAAGAACACAUACAGGAGAGAAACCCUUUAAGUGUCCCCAUUGUGAUAAGACAUUUUCUCGAAAGACUAUUCUUACGAACCACCUUAGAACACAUACAGGAGAGAAACCCUUUACCGUAUUUGCCGGCGUAAAGGCCGCACCGCGCAUAGGCCGCACC
This is a messenger RNA of Strongylocentrotus purpuratus (purple sea urchin), 968 nucleotides long. Its product is annotated as zinc finger protein 436. The transcript is spliced from 4 exons. The record is from RefSeq and is a predicted model, not a curated record. Lineage: Eukaryota; Metazoa; Echinodermata; Echinoidea; Camarodonta; Strongylocentrotidae. The annotation marks the transcript as partial.